This is a messenger RNA of Microtus ochrogaster (prairie vole), 4682 nucleotides long. It is a transcript of the gene Znf567, whose product is annotated as zinc finger protein 567. Gene Ontology annotation, cellular component: nucleoplasm; nucleus. NCBI's taxonomy places the organism in Eukaryota, Metazoa, Chordata, Mammalia, Rodentia, Cricetidae. Gene Ontology annotation, biological process: regulation of immune system process; regulation of cytokine production; negative regulation of transcription by RNA polymerase II. Gene Ontology annotation, molecular function: DNA-binding transcription repressor activity, RNA polymerase II-specific; RNA polymerase II cis-regulatory region sequence-specific DNA binding. The record is from RefSeq and is a predicted model, not a curated record.
GGGAGGUGAGGCUGCUGGCUCCUGGGGCGUCUAAAGAAGCUGAGGACCGCAGUGGAUGCUCCAGAUCCCGAGAGCGACAGAGAGAGCGAAUCCAGAUGGGGAGGCCAGGGAGGAGACCGGGAGGCCGAGCCGGGCCUGGUAAUUUGGGGGGACUCUUUCCUCUUCCAAAAGAGGAGCCCAGACGACGAGGCUCAUCUCUCACGAAUCUAAAAGCCAUGUCUAAGGGACCCGUGUCCUUCAAGGACGUGACCGUGGACUUCACCCAGGAGGAGUGGCAGCACCUGGACCCUGCUCAGAAGGCCCUCUACAGGGAUGUGAUGUUGGAAAACUACUGCCAUUUCGUCUCUGUGGGAUUUCACAUAACAAAGCCUGAUAUGAUCCGCAAGUUGGAACAAGGAGAAGAGCUAUGGGCAGAGAAAGUUUUUCCAAAUCAAAGCUGUCUAGAAGAUGAAGAUGUUUUGGUGAAGUUCAAAGACUGCCAAGACAAGCAUUCUAAAUCCAUUGUAAUCAUCAACCACAGGAAACUCAUUAAGGAGAGAAGUAACAUUUAUGGGAAAACAUUUACACUAGACAGGAACCAUAUUAUUUCCAAAACAUUACUUGAAUAUAACCCUGAUGGGAAAGUUUUGAAAAAUAUUUCAGAAUUCAUUAAUAGAGACAUAACCCCUGUAAGACAGAAGUUGGGUGACGGUGGAUGGGAGAAAUCGAUCCCGAAUUGCAGGCGUGAGAAAGCUCACCCUGCAGCCACUCUGCACAAACCAGCGGAAAGGGCCCUGAGUUCCAAACAGUCGGCUCAACAGCAGAACACCCAGCUUCCAGAGCAGCCGUUUGGAUGUAAUGACUAUGACAAUUCCUUCUUUACGAGAGGAAUGGUGUUCCCAAAUAACAGAGCUCACAGAGGAGACGGAAGCCUCAACUACAGUAGAGACGAAAUGGCUUUCGUAGAAAAGCCAGACCUCGGUGUUCAUCCACAUAAUCUUCUGGAAAAGAAGUCCUCUGCAUACAACAAGUACGGGAAAUUCUUCUGCAGAAAGUCCGUUUUUAUUAUGCAUCCCAGAUCUCAAAUGGAGAAGCCCUUCCAGUGUCCUUACUGUGGGAACAGCUUUCGGAGGAAGUCCUACCUCAUCGAACACCAGCGCAUCCACACGGGAGAGAAGCCCUUUAUUUGCAGCCAGUGUGGGAAAGCCUUCCGCCAGAAGACAGCCCUAACGCUUCAUGAAAAGACACAUAUAGAGGGGAAACCCUAUCUUUGUUUGGACUGUGGGAAGUCCUUCCGGCAGAAGGCAACCCUCACCAGACACCACAAAACACACACGGGCGAGAAAGCCUACGAAUGCGCUCAGUGUGGCACUGCCUUUAGAAAGAAGUCCUACCUCGUCGACCACCAGAGAACUCACACAGGGGAGAAGCCCUACCAGUGCACAGAGUGUGGGAAGGCCUUCAUCCAGAAGACAACCCUCACCGUCCACCAGAGGACGCACACCGGAGAGAAACCGUACCUCUGUACCGACUGCGGCAAGUCCUUCUGCCAGAAGACGACUCUCACCCUCCAUCAGAGAAUCCACACCGGGGAGAAGCCCUACAUCUGCACUGACUGUGGGAAGUCCUUCCGCCAGAAGGCGAUCCUCACUGUGCACUACAGAAUACACACAGGAGAGAAGUCCAACGGCUGCGCCCAGUGUGGAAAGGCCUUCAGUCGGAAAUCCAACCUCAUUCGCCACCAGAAAACCCACACGGGAGAAAAACCCUACGAGUGUAAAGCCUGUGGGAAAUUCUUCAGUUGUAAGUCAAACCUCAUUGCCCACCAGAAAACUCACAGGGCAGAGAACAUUCAUUCAAGGUCCGCCACACCCGGAUGUGGGGGAAGGCGCCUGCGGCCAGCGGCCCCAGAAACGUACCGCAGAGACCCUUGGGAGAGACCGACCGCGCCGGAGCGCAAUGGCUCGCCAGUGGUCGGAGGUUGUAUCCUAUCACUUACUGAAGAGGAGCCCAGAUCUCAAAACCAUGGCUCAGGUGAGGGACCCGUGUCCUUCAAGGACGUGACCGUGGACUUCAGUCAGGAGGAGUGGCAGCACCUGGACCCUGCUCAGAAGACUCUGUAUACAGAUGUGAUGUUGGAAAACUAUGGCCACCUCCUCUCCGUAGGUUGUGACAUGUCUAAACCCAAUGUCAUCCUCAGACUGGAGCGAGGGGAAGACCCCUGGGCAUCAUUUGCAGGUCAUGUCUGCUUAGAAGGAAAUUGGAGCUCACGAGAGAUUUUAAUGAAAUUCAAAGGACACCGUGAUACACACCCUAGAUCAUUUGUGUGUGUGAACUAUAAAGAACUGGCUAAGGAGAGCAGUACGUAUCCUGACUGUGACACCUGUGGAGACAUUUUAGAAAGUGUUUCAGAAUUAAUCAACAGUAAUCCAAGCCCUGCAAGGAAGAGACAGAGUGAGUAUGAUGGAUAUCGGAAACCAUGCCCAAAUUCCAUGCGAGACCCGAGCCAUCCUGAAUUCAAAUUCCAUACUCCAAGGGGCAAGGCUUGCGGUCACAGUGUUGAACCCAGACAUGAGGAAGCAGGCGCUCCGGGACAGCCAUUUGGACGUGAGGACUGGGAACAGUCAUCUCUUAGAAAGGGGAGUCUGUCUGUACAUAACAAAAGGAAAAGCGCAACAAAUACUGAAAAGAACCACAUCUGCACAGAAUGUGGGAAGUCCUUCUGCAGGAAGUCAGUGUUGCUUCUGCACCUGGCAGUUCACACAGAGGAAAAGCCUUACCAGUGCCUUCAGUGUGGAAACGCAUUCAGAAGGCGGUCAUAUCUCAUUGACCACCAGAGGACUCACACCGGGGAGAAGCCCUUUGUUUGCCAUGAGUGUGGGAAGCCCUUCCGCCUGAAGACAGCCCUGACGGAUCACCAGAGGACACACACAGGGGAGAGGUCGUAUGGAUGUCCACAGUGUCAGAGUGCCUUCAGGUUGAAGUCCCACCUCAUCCGUCAUCAGAGGACUCACACGGGAGAAAAACCGUAUGGGUGUACUGCCUGUGGGAAGGCCUUCCGCCAGAAGACGACACUCUCCCUCCAUCAGAGGAUUCACACAGGCGAGAAACCCUAUGUUUGUAAAGACUGUGGGAAAUCCUUCCACCAGAAAGCAAACCUCACCGUCCACCAGAGGACUCAUACAGGGGAGAAGCCCUACAUUUGUAAGGAAUGUGGAAAGUCGUUCUCCCAGAAAACAACACUUGCUCUUCAUGAGAAAACUCACAGUGAGGAGAAGCCCUAUAAGUGUACUGACUGUGGGAAGACCUUCCGCCAGAAAACAACCCUUGUGGCCCAUCAGAGGACGCACACCGGGGAGAAAGCGUACGCGUGUCCUCGUUGUGGCAAGGCCUUUAGAAUGAAGUCGUACCUCGUUGACCACCACAGAACCCACACCGGCGAAAGACCGUACGCAUGUGACCAGUGUGGGAAGUCCUUCAGUCAGAAGACCAAUCUCAACCUGCACCAGAGGAUUCACACUGGGGAGAAACCCUAUGUUUGCAGCGAGUGCGGGAAGCCCUUUCGGCAAAAAGCCACGCUCACUGCACACCAGAAGAUCCAUACAGGGCAGAAGUCCUAUGAGUGUCUGCAGUGUGGGAAAGCCUUCAGCAGGAAAGCUUACCUCAUUCAUCAUCAACGAACUCACACGGGGGAGAAGCCCUACCAAUGUGAAGACUGUGCGAAGUGCUUCCGCCAGAAGACAAACCUCAUUGUCCACCAGAGAACUCACACGGGGGAGAAGCCCUAUGUGUGUAACGACUGCAGCAAGUCCUUCAGCUAUAAGAGAAACCUCCUUGUCCACCAGAGGCUUCAUAGGGAGAAUACGGAAAUGGAACAGGAGAGCCAAGUGGCGUCUGUGCAGUCUUCCUGUGACUGGAAGCCUGCCGUUUGGGGAGGAAAAACACGCUUCCACAUGUCAUAAGUGACUGGCGUUCCAUCCCUCAGCACUGUUUACUGCUUUCCAGUGUGUGCAGUAGAUACAGGCAUUGCUGAACUGGGUCAGCUCUGAAGAUGGUUUGUAACCUUUAGACGGUUUGGCUGACUUUGAAUACUACAUCAAAACAUACUUUUAGUUUUAGAGCUACCUGACCUGCAUGCCAGCCUCCAGGCCAGCCAGCGCUGUAUGGGGGAAGACCCUCACAAAGCAACAAAAAAAAAUGUAUAAUACAUGUAGGAACAUGUUAGGAAAUGUUUACCAGCAUUAAUUACCAUACGAGAAUAAGAAUGGACCAUCUCAUUGUAUUCUGUAUUACUAGAAAGUAAUUACUGCUUUCUCUGUGAUAAGCAUAUUUACAUAUUUAAUUAAUUUUUGUUUUUUGAAUCAGGGUUUCUCUGUGUGGCUCUGAUGGUGUGUACCACCACAGCCUGGCUCAUGUUCUUAAAUUUUACAUCUGUUUUAUCGUGUCUUGGAUUUUUUUUUAACAUCCUGCUUUGUUUCAUAUUUUAAAGAUUGGUACGUUACUGCAUGUGUUAUUAGUAGUACAUUAAUUUUAAUAUUUUAUUUAAAGUAUAUUUCUAGUUGUCUUAUUUCUGGAUAUUUAUAUUUUUGAUAACUUUGUCAUAAAAAUACUGCUAUAUUCUGGUAUAUGUCUUCUGGUGUUUGUAUAUGUGUAUGCAUUUCUUAUUACUUAAUAUCAAACUGGAAUUUUUCCAUCCAACAUGU